CUGUGAAGCCGGGUGUUGUGGAGGUGGUGGGAGGGGGGGAGUCGAUCUCCCGGAACUGCCCAUGGAUCCGACGCAAGAAGACACCGGAGCGGAGGCCGGAGUGUGGGGGGAGAUCACAGCGCCCACCGCGACACCGUGUGGAACAGAGUUUGCCGACCGCGCCCUGAGCGAUCCCGCCCGGACGCCUCCUCCCGACUCCGGCCCGAGAGCUGAGGAGCCCAGGGACUCCACCAGCGACCUCUGCCCAUCCGACUCUGAGACCCCGAGCCACGGUCAGGAGCCGGUGGAGCAGCAGCAGCAGCACCGGGCGGGAGACCCCGAGCCCCCGGGUUACAGUGACCGGGCGGACGGGUUGCCCCCCCACCUCCUGAGCUCCUCGGGGCUCAAAUGGUCGACCGACAUCCCGGAGGACGGCUCGGUGGGACCGGGCCUCGGGGACCCCCCCCUGGGAGCGGAGACGUGGGGCCGCGGGCCAGAGGACGGUGCGGCCGGGAAAGGUUCGGGGCCGGAGGCGGCGGCGUUCCUGGACGGGGAACGGACCCGGGAGGACCCGGACGCGGUGCCCAUUCCCGCCGCCGGACGGCUGACCGCGGAUUCCGCAGCGCAGACGGAGUGCGAGACGGCAGAGGCAGAAGUCAACACGGACCAGGAUAUCGGGAAUUUUAUGAAAGCGGUGACCUGCGAGAGGGAGGUUCUGAAGGAGAGAUACCAGGAAGUCCUGGAUCGGCACAGGCAGCUGGAAAACCAAUUACAGAUUAAAAUCCGAUGUCUUCAGCAGCAGGCGGAGGAGGAGAAGAACAUCUGCCAGGAGAAUGGAAAGCAGAUUCAGGAGGUGAAGACCAAGUUGGAAGAACUGAAGAAGAAGUCUGAGAGGGAGAAGAAGGAGUAUCUUCAGAAGGAACAGGAGAUGAAGAGUGAAAUCGAGAAACUUUACGAAACCGGGAAGCAGUUAAUGAAGGAGCAGGAGGAGAAGGGGAUCCAGGUGGCAAUCUUAAUCAGCGAGCAGGCGGAGAAAAAGGAGAAGGUCAAUGGGGACUUGGCGAGAGCCAGGCAGCAUCACAACGAGGUGAACAAGAAGAUACUAGCGGAGACAGAGAGAGCGUUAAAAGCCGAGGUGAUUUCCCUGGAGAGCAAAAGGCAACUGGCGGUGAUGAUGUUGGACCAGGCGGAGAUGGAGGCGGAGAUGCAGAUUCGGAACUCGGGGUCUCUGCCCAUCAACUCAGGCCAUCUGCAGGAGUGGCAAGUGAGGCUGAGUGAUAUUCGUAUACAGAAGGAGAGUUUGAAGAAGCAGUAUAGCGCUCAGAUCGAGAUGGUGAAAAAUGGGGCCAAGCUCAGCAGUCUUUCCAUCAUUCCACCCCCCAACCUGCUCCCAGCCCCCGCAGAGGUUACGGCUGACGCCAUGCUGAAAGGAAGGUGGCCGGGCUCCAUCCCUCUGAAUGCCUUUCAAACCCUCAGCGUAGCUCCGGUUACGCCACACUUCCCAACUCCGUUCUUCCCCAGCAGCUCAGGAUCGACUCCGCCCUCCCUCCCCGGGGCCUUCUAUCGCAGGAAUCUCCCGGGAGCUCCCCCGGGGUUGGGCGGAUACUCGGAGGCCGAGGGGAUGGGAUGUCCCCCUGCCCCCAGGACCGUGGCCAAACUGGACAAACUUCUGGAGAAACUGCAAGCGAAGUUGCCUCAUUGUAGCCGAGCUCAGUUGACGCAGCAGAUCAAGCAGAUCAAGAUGUCGCGGGGAUCAAUCGCUGACCUCUCUGUGGACGAGCUAAUGAAUCUAGUGGCUCAGAGACUGAAUGAAGCUGAACAGUCCCCUGGGAGCCCCCGCCUUUGCCUGAUGUGCCAGAAGGUCGUGCGGGGGAACGAGGUACAUCCCAUGAGCUGUUCGCACAUCGUCCACAAGGAGUGCAUCAAAUAUUGGGCGCAGUCCAACAAGAACAGCGCCUGUCCCUUCUGUCCCACGCUGAGGUGACCAAUGUGUAUCCACGAGUCUUGACAGAAGCUUGGAUCGCAACGAGGAUUCAUCUUCCAAACCUACUCCUCCAUCAGUGAUGGGGGGGGGGGUGGGUGGGGAGAGAGAGGAGGGGGGGUAGUAAAAAAAAAAGGCCCUGCCAUCUUCUCUUGACCAAAAACUGAACUCGAACAUGGAAUGGGUCAUCAGAUUAUUAUUAGUAGUAGUAAAAGUCAUUUUGUUAUAAAUGUGGACCAAAGUGUUCACUGACCACAUGGCUAUCAAGAAAGUAAGGAUAUUGUCCCCAUGUGUGGAGACUGAGGUAAAGAGGAAUGUGUUUUUAUAUAUAUAUAUACAUGUAUAUCGAUAAAUAUAUAUCAAUGGUUGAACGCUCAAUAAAGGUAUGGUUGAUAAA
Molecule: messenger RNA, 2357 nt
Organism: Callorhinchus milii (elephant shark)
Lineage: Eukaryota; Metazoa; Chordata; Chondrichthyes; Chimaeriformes; Callorhinchidae
Gene: rnf214
Product: ring finger protein 214
Exons: 14
Coding region: 62-1963 (633 amino acids)
Molecular function (GO): ubiquitin-protein transferase activity
Source: RefSeq, a predicted model, not a curated record